AUGGUCAAAUUAUUUGAUGACCAUGAGACGACUGAGCAUAAACACACUUCUGGCGAAGAGAACCACGAACUGCAUCGUUCACCUGUCGAGGAAGCAUCUGGAGCGACAUCGCAGGAACACAUUGACGAAAUCGAGCAAGUCUACGAGCCUUACGAAGAGGACGAUCAUGAGAAGCAUGGGGAAGCGAAGCAGAAUCGACUCGAGCUUCACCGCACUACAAGUCGAGCAAGUCGAAUCAGUGCCGUAAGCAAUAGGCUCGACAGGACGUUCACGACGAGAUCACUGCCUGAGCCUGGUCCACCGCCAGACGGAGGGUGGCGUGCUUGGAGUCAGGUGGCGUGCGGAUGGCUGGUUAUCUUCUCUUCAUGGGGCUGGGUGAACUCUUAUGGCGCAUGGCAAACGUACUAUACCUUGAGUCUCGAUGCACCGCCGGCAACGAUUGCAUGGAUCGGAACGGUGUCGAAUUUUGGGACUUUCUUCUGUGUGACCCCAAGGUGUGGCCGACUCUUAGACGCUGGCCUGUUUCUGCCUACAGUCCUGGUCGGUGCAACGAUACAGGUGCUCGGGAUCUUCCUGAUGAGCAUCAGCACAAAGUUCUGGCAAUUAAUGCUGACCCAAGGCAUUCUCACUGGUCUUGGCUCUGGCAUUCUGUUCACACCAUGCAUGGGUCUGAUGGCGACAUACUUCUCUAAGCAUCGCGCUGUCGCACUAGGUGUAGCAACCACAGGCAAUGCAGUCGGAGGUGCCAUCUACCCGACCAUCGUUGCGCAGCUGCUACCCAAGAUCGGCUUUGCAUGGACAGCAAGGGUGCUUGGCUUCCUCAACCUGGGUCUCCUUUCAGUUGUAAUAGCGUUCAUGCGACCUCGUCUUCCACCACGAAGGUCUGGACCAAUGCUGGAGCUCUCCGCUUUCAAGGAAGGACCAUAUGCUUUCUUUGUGCUUGCGAUGUUCUUCGCCUUCUAUUCCAUCUACAGCGUGUUCUACUAUGUUGCAUCUUUUGGGCUGCAGAAGCUCGGCAUGUCGUAUGAGGCAGCAACGAAUAUGGUUGUCAUAGUCAAUGCUAUUGGCAUCCCUUCACGACUUAUUGCCCCAUACUUCGCUGACAAGUACGGCACGUUGACGACCGUCGGACCCUCUAUGAUGGCAUUGACUAUUGUGGCAUACUGCUGGCUAGCCGUUCACGAUAUCGCUGGGCUCUACAUAUUCACCAUCUUCUAUGGUAUCACUGCCGCAGCUUUCCAGUGCCUCUUUCCUUCGACAGUAGCGAGCCUGACACCCCGGCUUGAUAUGCUCGGCACGCGGAUUGGGAUGGCUGGUAGUGCUUGUUCGUUUGCAGCGCUGACUGGCCCUGCUAUAUUUGGGGCUAUACAGACAGCCAUGGGAGGCCGGUACACUGGGUCCAUGAUCUUUGCCGCGACCUCCACGUUGCUUUGCGUCGCAUCUAUAGUGGCUUCUCGAUGGUGUAAGGUAGGCUGGCAUCUGCAUCAGAAAUGCUGA
Recurvomyces mirabilis is the source of this 1497-nucleotide messenger RNA. RefSeq lists its product as uncharacterized. The transcript has 5 exons. The record is from RefSeq and is a predicted model, not a curated record. Gene Ontology annotation, biological process: transmembrane transport. Gene Ontology annotation, molecular function: transmembrane transporter activity. NCBI's taxonomy places the organism in Eukaryota, Fungi, Ascomycota, Dothideomycetes, Mycosphaerellales, Teratosphaeriaceae. Bases 1 to 1497 code for a protein of 498 amino acids. Gene Ontology annotation, cellular component: membrane.